UCGACGAACAAGUAAGAAGAAGUCAUGCGCAUAGCGCUACCGUAGCCGAGCUGACAAUAGCAGAUCCGCGGAAGAUGCUAUAUCUGCCACUCAAACUUGUGGCCAAUCUGAGGAAGCCGAUGAAAAUCCGCCAGCCUUGGGCAGCUGCCGCUCCAGUGGAUGAUAUCGUCCCGAAUACCAUGCUUUUCGAGGGCUCAGAACUCCUGACAUCACUGCUGGCGAUCUUAUUGCGUCUCCGGCAUCAUGUAGUUGGUGUGAGUGAUUAUACGCAAAAGAGAUGUCAACAAGUUAAUAUUCGCAAUGAAAAUCGAGAUGUCCAACGAUUUUUCUGGCGUAAGGAUCCGACCAGGGAACCAGAAGCGCGUUUAAUAGAUGUGAUUGUUCCUAAAUAUUGCGACAAAAUCCUUGCUGGCAAUUUUCUGACCGUUGAGGAGCUAAAGCUGAUUUCUGCUAAGAUGACGGAAGUGCACCGAAGUGGCAGCGCCCAGCCGCGAAACGUUAGCUCCAAUAGUACGGCAGAAAAGGAUCAUCAUGAUGAACGACCUAAGACGACAACUUAUGUCAGUGAAAACGAAGCGGCUACACCAGUACGAAUUUUAGUGGAAGAAACGAAAUGUGAAACCGUCACUUUGUUCUCCAAGCCGAAAGAGAAUAUUUUGAACCGGGUGCAAGACAGUCCGAAAUCAACUAUUCGAGAGAUCAUUAGAUGUGCGACGUUGCUUUUCGAGGUUCUUCGCACACUUUCUCUACGUAUUGUUCGAGGAGAGGUUCUUAGCCGAAAAUGGUGGUGGUCAGGCGAAGGAUGGAAAGAAGAAAGAAGCGAUGGUAGCUUCAAUCAUUGGCGAAAGUGGCUCCAAACUUUGUUGGACGUGCGACGGGCUACGAUACCGGAAGAAUGUACCCACGAUCUCCUGAAACGAGCAUGGACUAAGGUGAAAAAGAAAUUCGAGCAGUUCUGGCGAAGGUGGGUUUUGGAGUACCUGCCAACACUAACCAAACGUACUAAGUGGUUCAAUGAAACGAGAGAUAUUGCGGUAGGAGAUGUGGUACUCAUAUUCAAUGAAGGAAAGCGGAAUUCCUGGGAGCGAGGAUUGAUCGUAGAACUCAUCGCUGCAUCGGAUGGACGGAUUCGACAAGCCUGGUUUCGAACGGGCAAUGGUGUAUAUCGGAAGCCGAUUGCUAAGCUAGCAAUCCUUGAAGUGUCGUCUCGAGAAAAUGGUUCCAGAGAGUUGCCUGACUGCGAAGGUGGCUCCAUAGUGAGCAACGAUGAAGGCGUGAACGAGGAUUCCGGAAGUGAUGAAACCGAGGCCAGCCGUAGGUUCCAUCGGGGGGAGAAUGUUGGAAAACUGGCCACCGUGCCAGUCCGCGGUUUUUGCAAAAGUCGCUGAGAAAUAACAGCGAAAACUAAACGUCAUCGUUGCCGCCAAAAGUGACGGCACGAGGAAAAUUUUCACUUCUGUUAGCCAUUUUCGUAUCGAGUUGCGUACUGCGUAGAAGCAGAAAGUUUGUAUUUGUACUGAAAACUAAAUGUUUGAAGUGUUCCGUUUUGCUAAAUAUUGUUGAUUUUUGGAAUCAGGAGCGUAGGAUCAUUAUCAGGCAAAAACGCUGAUAUUGGAUUGACCAUCUCUGUUGAACAGAGCGCUAAAAGUAGCAAAUCGGACUCUUUGCUCUCGAUACGAGGUUGAACUGAGUUGUAUUAGGGCCGGAAUAGCUAGGGUCACUGAUUUGUAAGUUCUAACCUAUAAAACCAUUUUGAACCAUGUUUGUAACAACUUAUCAUUUGUUCCGUAGAAUUGAAGCAUCACUACAAAACUAUAAAUAUAGUCUGCUAUCAGUACCAGUGCAUCGCUUUUCAUU
Uranotaenia lowii is the source of this 1857-nucleotide messenger RNA. RefSeq lists its product as uncharacterized. The coding region runs from base 75 to 1388 and encodes 437 amino acids. Lineage: Eukaryota; Metazoa; Arthropoda; Insecta; Diptera; Culicidae. The transcript is spliced from 3 exons. The record is from RefSeq and is a predicted model, not a curated record.